GGAGAGAGAGAGAGGACGAAACCAGUUACAGGGCUGAGAAAAGGAGAGGGAACAAACACACUCCCUCCCUCUCUCCCCGACACACACACACACACACACACACACACUCACGCUAGCUUUAGGGUAUACCAGUCGGCAUUGGCAGUCCUCUCCUUUGUUGUUUUUGCUAUUGGUUAGUCUCGGCAGCAUCACGGCGUGCGCCUCUAUCGCAGGGGUGGGUGCGUGAGUGUGUGUUGGUGGAGUGUGUAAAGGAUGCCACGAGCGCCAACCAGGGCUCCAGGCCCAUUGGUCGCCUGCCUUCCAACCAUUAUCUCGACUCCUCCAUCCCUCUGUUCGCCCUUCUCUGCCUUCCUCCUUCCCUCUUCAUUCCUUGUCAUCUUUCAAGUCGUAAAAAUGAUUCGCGUGCAGCGCGCGAGCUGAAGUUAUCAGCGAGUGAAUUGGGAGACUGUGGACAAACAGGAGAGGAAGCAAAAGUUUACAGAGAAGACUGCAGCCGAAAAUGAGUCUGGGGGAGACGCGGUGAGCCUCUCCAGCUGAGCCACAGUAGGACAGCCAGAGGUCUGGAUCGAAGACGCGUCACAAUCCCAACCCAUUUCAGAUGGAUGUGGAUGCAGACGAUAAGCGCCAUCGCACACGCUCCAAAGUGCCUGUGGAUCCAGCAUUAACAGAACUUUUCAGUGUGUACGGCUGCCCGCAGGCAAAGAAGCGAAAGAGCCUCGACAGGCAAACCCUGGAAACGUCGCCGAAAAGGAGCAGCUACCUAGAUGACAUGGACAACUCCACGAUGGAGGAAUGCUACGAGACUGAUGGAACCGAGGAGAUGGACGACCGAGAGGAAGAGGAGGAGGAGGGAGCCGUAGAGGAGGAGGAAGAGGGCGAGGUCGAGGAGGAAGAGGAGGAAGUCGAAGGUUACAUGGACUACAACGAGGAGCAAAUGGAGCAAGAUGAGGGGGAGAUGGAGCGAGGGGAGGCGGAGGAGGUGGAUGAAGAGGAAGAGGUCGAGGUCGAGCAGGAGGACGAGGAUGAGGAAGAGGAGGAGAGGGAAAAUGAAGCGGUCGAUGAAGAGGAAGAAGAGGAGGCAGUGACGGAGGUGGACUACCAAGAAGGGGAAGAGGAGGACGGAGAGCAGAGUCGAGGGCGAGACGAUGAUCAGAUGAGCGAGGGCGGCGAGGACAACGGCGGAAGUGGCGGCGGCAACACUAAACCGGGCCCCACCGCGGAGAAGGACGACAACAACAACGACGAGUACGAGAACUACGACGAACUGGUGGCCAAGUCUCUGCUCAACCUUGGCAAGAUCGCAGAGGACGCUGCUAAUCGGGCUUUGACCGAAUCUGAGAUGAACAGCAACUCCUCGCACAGCGCUGAGGAGGAGGAGGAGGAGGAAGAGGAGGAAGAGGAAGAGGAGGAGGAGGAAGAGGAAGAAGAUGAGGAGGAAGAAGAGGAGGACGAAGAGGAGGAGGAUGAAGAAGAGGAGGAAGAAGAGGGCGAUGAAACACAAAGAGGGGAUCUAAGUUUAGACGUGGAUAGUGAUGUAGUUAGAGAGACGGUGGAUUCCCUGAAACUUUUGGCUCAAGGCCACGGUGCGGUUCUGUCUGACAAUUUGGACGGACAGGAGUAUGAGGGAGUACCUGGCGAGGACAAUAAUGACUGUUCUCACAAUGGUGGGAGUGCACACAAUGGCAGUGGUGGACAGUUAAAGAACACGAAUGGACUGGAGAACAGUGACGAGGAGGUGUGUCUCAGCAGUCUGGAGUGCCUACGGAACCAAUGCUUCGACUUGGCUCGCAAACUGAGCGAAACCAAGACGUCUGACCGUAACGGGCCGUCCCAACAAAAUCAUUAUCAGUGCGGGGAUGUGAAUCAGCAGCCCCCGCAUCACGGGUACGACGACUUCCAUCACAGCCACGAGGACCGGCGAAUGCUAAAUAGGAACUAUUCCGACAUGGACAAUCUGAUGAAGCUGGAGGAGCAGCUCAGCCCGCGAUCCAAGGCCUUCUCCAGUUGUUCGCAGGGCGAUCGAUACCACAACCAUCACCGGGACUUUGACGAGGACACGGCCUCGGUGACGUCGGACCGAUCGGAGGAGGUGUUCGACAUGACGAAGGGAAAUCUCUCGUUGCUAGAAAAGGCCAUUGCACUAGAGUCGGAACGGGCCAAAGCUAUGCGGGACAAAAUGGCAGCCGAGGCCGCCAGAAGAGACGGAGUGCGGUACCACCACGACGAGCACGGACCGCGACAUGCCUACGGUGUUGAACGAAAGGCACGACUUCCUGAGGGUAUGAAGAAGCUUUUCUACCACAAAGAUGCAUCACGUGCUGACAAGAAGGAGAGCCGUUGUCCGACGCCCGGGUGUGACGGCACAGGUCACGUGACCGGCCUGUACCCCCAUCACCGAAGCCUGUCGGGCUGCCCGCACAAAGACAGGGUCCCCCCUGAGAUCGUGGCUAUGUAUGAGAAUGUUCUUAAGUGUCCUACGCCUGGCUGCACGGGACGCGGCCAUGUCAAUAGCAACCGAAACUCCCACAGAAGUCUGUCGGGAUGUCCGAUUGCGGCUGCAGAGAAACUGGCCAAAGCUCAAGAGAAGCACCAGAACUGCGACGGGGUCAAGUCCAGUCAGGCAUCAGACCGAGUCUUAAGGCCUAUGUGCUUUGUCAAACAACUGGACUAUCCACAGUAUGGUGACAAGAACAAUGUUUCCACCAGCACGCCUCGCUCCAACCUGGCCAAGGAGCUGGAGAAGUAUUCCAAGACCAGCUUCGACUACGGCGCCUUCGAUAGCUCCAACAACCACCAAGUGUACGGGAAGAGGGCCAUCGCACCCAAAGUUCACGGGCACAGGGACACGUCCCCCAAAGGAUAUGAUGCCAAACGUUACUGCAAGAAUUCCAGCUCGGCCAGCAGCACCACCAGCACCUACGCGCCCAGCAGCAGCAGCAGCAGCCACAGUUGCGGCGGCGGAGGCGGCGGCAUGGGAGGAGGUGGCGGGAGUAGCGCCAGCAGCACCUGCAGCAAGAGCAGCUUCGACUACAGCCACGACAUGGAGGCCGCGCACAUGGCGGCCACGGCCAUCCUCAACCUGUCCACGAGAUGCAGGGAGAUGCCGCACAGCAUGGGAGGGAAGGCGCCUGAUCUGUGCUCGCAGAGCCCCGGUCUAGAUGUUGAUGAGAACGGUACUUUGGACCUGAGUAUGACCAAGCGUCUGUGCAGCGUCGGAGGGGAUUCGGUUCUCACCCCUCUAGAGCCCAUGUCCCCCCAGAGGCAAGCCGCCCUGCUGGGCUCCCGCUGCUACAGCAUGGGGGACACGGCCGACUGUUGGGACCUGCCCGUAGACUACACAAAGAUCAAACACAUAGACGAGGACGAUAAAGAGGAUGACCUGGAUCCCUUCCAUGACCUGCUGGACGACCGCGCUUACACUGAGGUCAACAUGCCCAGCCCCAAACCCAAGUACAGCCAGUGCAAGGAGAGCAAGAAGGACCUGAUAGCUCUCUCAGGUUGUCCCUUAGCAGACAAAAGCAUCCGAAGCAUGCUGGCCAACAACGCGCAAGAGCUCAAGUGCCCGACACCAGGGUGCGACGGUUCUGGACAUAUCACUGGCAACUACGCCUCUCACAGAAGGUGCCCACAUUUUGACACGGCUCCUGUCUUCUCUCAGGGUUUUAACUGGCUGUCUUCCUUCUACAGUCUCUCAGGGUGUCCAAGAGCCAGAAAGAGUGGGAUCAAGAUCAUCCACAGCAAAGAGAACAAGGAGGACCAGGAGCCUAUCAGGUGUCCGGUUCCAGGCUGCGAUGGCCAAGGUCACGUGACGGGGAAGUACGCCUCCCACAGAAGCGCGUCGGGAUGUCCCAUAGCAGCCAAGAGGCAAAAAGACGGGUAUCUGAACGGGAUCCAGUUCACAUGGAAGUCCGGAAAGACGGAGGGGAUGUCGUGCCCCACGCCGGGCUGCGACGGCUCGGGUCACGUCAGUGGGAGCUUCCUGACGCAUCGCAGUCUGUCCGGUUGUCCACGCGCCACCUCUGCCAUGAGGAAAGCUCGGCUCUCCGGGGUGGAGAUGCUGACAAUAAAGCAGCAGCGCUCCACAAACGGACUGGAGCACGAAGACGACAUGAAGCAGCUGGACGACGAAAUCAAAGAUUUAAGUGAAACCAAUUCGCAGGUGGAGGCCGACAUGAUCAAGCUCAGAACGCAGAUCACCACCAUGGAGUCCAGCCUGAAGUCCAUAGAGGAUGAAAACAAGCAGAAGUCCCUGGAACACAAAGAGCCUCCCAUGAGGAACAACUGCUUACAGCUGCACCAGCAAGAGCCCACGAUCGAUCAGAACUUCGAUGCUUACGUGACCACACUGACGGACAUCUACAGCAACCAGGACCAGUACCAGAGUCCAGAAAACAAAGCCCUGUUGGAAAACAUCAAGCAAGCCGUUCAAGGGAUCCAAGUCUAACAGACCGGGGGGGCGGGGGGAGCGGGCGGGGUGAGGGUGGGACGUCAACUUACCUUCUGCAGGUGAAUCAGAGCAGUGACAUAGUGUUAUAUAUUUCUGUUCCUUCGACAAAAAAGAGGUAUUAAGCUUAUAAAGAUCUUGUUUUUCUGGAGUGGCGGGUUCUGAAGAGCGAAGAGGAAGCAGCGGAUUAGUUUUUGAGGACAUUCACAUUUUGUACGUUUUCAUAAGAGCUGACAUAGUGUCGUUUCUAGCUGCUCAUGUAUGCACAUUUUUAGUGUAUAUUUCUGAACAGUAAUGUAACAGUAACAUCUUUUUAUCGCUUGACGACAGAAAAAAAAAAAGGACAGUGACGUUCAAACGCUGCAGGACGAGUUUCCUUUGGGUUUUUUUCUGGACUUAAAUGUUUUCUUCUUCUACUUCUUCUUCUUCUUCUUGCGUGUGGAUUGUUCAAAAGCAAGAACUGGUUUGCAAUCGCUUUAUUUUCUGACAAUGCUUGAGAAAUGUUUGUGUUUGACGAUAAAAAAAAAAAGAAAAAAAAAGAUGCAUCGCUGUAGGUGGGGGGAUUUUUUUUCCAAUUGGUGCUGAGAGGAAACUGACAUGAUGUUUGUAUGAAUGUAUGAAUGAACAGUUCUAUCGUAAACAUCAUCACACGGAAACCCAAUGGUGGCGAUCCCGACCAAUUCCCAGAGAAUAAUAACAAGUGAAUAGACAAUGACUUUUUUUUUUUUUUUUGAAAGAGUGAGACCUUUUUUCUUCCCGAAAUCCAAUCUGCUCAAUUUCUAGACUAAAGUCGGAGCAAUACCACGAGUAAAAUCACUUCCUUAGAUUUUGACAAGAUGCAAUCUGCAAAAGAAAAUAUAAAGGUUGGGUAUAUGCAAUUUCUUGUUCAUAAAAAAAAAAAGAGGAAAAAGCGGCGGGCGACAUUUUUAAUAUAUGUAAAAUAAUGAUUUUUAUACAAAUCUUUUAAUACGAGGAAUUCUUUUUAAAAAAUAAAAAAAGGAGCAGGAAACUGGACUUCAUUUCUUUCUGUACUUUGCACAGGGACACCUUCGUUUCCAUGUUUUGAUGUUUUUACAGAGGCAGAACCCGAGAGAUUAAAAGGAGGGUUUCCGAAGAUUUUGUAAAGAGUAUUUAUAGACAGCGGGACUUACAGGGUCACUGUCCCCCACUUACGUGCCAGAAGACUUUUUGCACUUGUCCUUGAAGAUAUUAUCCUUAACAUACGGCGGCGUGCAAUUUUUCCAGGUGACCUCUUUGGCACAGGAUUGGAGCAACUCACCGCUCGGAGAGAUGUGGAUGUAGAAUCACUGGCAAAGGAAGAGUUGGACUUGAAAUCAGGCGGAUUAUAACCAUAGCAGUUCUUACUGUAGGCUAUUAUCAAGUGUAAAAACAUUAUUAAUGUUCUGUUUUGGUUUUUUUUUGCUAUGUUUUAGGAAGAUGAAGUUAUCCCCCAGCAGCACUUUAUAUCUAAUCACUGUACAAAGGAUAAAGUAGUCAAUCAAUUCAAGUUUUUGAAGAAAAAAAUAAGCAGAAUUACGCUGGUGAAACCAGACCUUCAUGAUGUGACACGCCGGCGUCGUACUCGCGCCUCCAUCCAUUCUAGCUGAUAGCAGCCACCUUUUUUCCUGAAUUUGCCUUUUUGAGAACUAAUAAAAGGUGCUUGUCGUCCACCAGAUUUAAUCUCAUCUAUUGUAAUUUCCCGUCCUCUUCCAGGACUCAUCGUCCAUGACUGCAUUUUCCACAGCAUCGUGUCUGCAGCUUUCUCGCCAAUAUAGUAACGCUUCAGUAGAGUAAUAGCUAGUACCAGUUUUUCAAUUAAUUCUCAUCAUCGGUUGAAAAUGGAAAAUGGAUUCUAAAGCACAAACUGGCUGCUCGUACGACGGUGGUACAUUUAUUUAUUUCUCAUUUCCAGUUCAUUUCUGUGAUGGAUCCAGGCAGGUCACACGUUUAGAGUUCUCAUCGGAAAUAUCGUGAAUCCAUCCGAGGUUGCUUUUAUUUCCCUCCAGCUGGUUGAUUUCCAUUAACAAAGACGGGAUUUUGUAUAAACUAUUGUGCUCUCUGUGGAACUGAAGUUUGAUUUAUUUUUGUACUACACAGCAUGGAUUUGUUGACAUUUUAAUUUUGCUAUAAAUGUGUGAGAUCACAAGUUGCUGUGAUAUUUAAUUUAUAAAUUGUGAACUUUGUACAAUUUUUGUCAUGCUGGAUGUUGACACAUCUUACUCUGAAUAAAGGAAAAAUGUGUUGCCAGAGCUCUGUAGAACGACGUCCUUUAUUGUUUUCAAUCGCGUUAGUCAGGAGGAAUAAAGGGCCUCGAGAGUGUAAUUCCUCUUCCUGCCUCGUGGCGGCAGCAAAAACAAACUAAUAUAACGUGGUACUCAAAGUAAAGUGAGAUACUUUUGGACGGGUGUAAAGAGAAGUAAAACAAAUGUGGACGAUGGCGAAAGU
Synchiropus splendidus (mandarinfish) is the source of this 6889-nucleotide messenger RNA. RefSeq names its product myelin transcription factor 1-like, b (gene myt1lb). The transcript has 22 exons. Gene Ontology annotation, biological process: regulation of transcription by RNA polymerase II. Lineage: Eukaryota; Metazoa; Chordata; Actinopteri; Syngnathiformes; Callionymidae. Gene Ontology annotation, cellular component: nucleus. Gene Ontology annotation, molecular function: DNA-binding transcription factor activity, RNA polymerase II-specific; zinc ion binding; RNA polymerase II cis-regulatory region sequence-specific DNA binding. Bases 599 to 4444 code for a protein of 1281 amino acids. The record is from RefSeq and is a predicted model, not a curated record.